Molecule: messenger RNA, 1269 nt
Organism: Cebus imitator (Panamanian white-faced capuchin)
Lineage: Eukaryota; Metazoa; Chordata; Mammalia; Primates; Cebidae
Exons: 4
Coding region: 1-687 (228 amino acids)
Source: RefSeq, a predicted model, not a curated record
AUGACUGUUUCCCAACCAGCCCCAAAGUUGGGCGCCAUUGCCAAGUCACAGGACGAAGCCACACAGGAGGAAAUUGUGGGCCUGAUUCUGGCCUGGUGGUCCCAAUUUGAAGGGAACCACCCUUCCCUAAAGUCCACUCCCCCACACACCCCACAAAUGCCCCUGGGUCCCUGGACUUCUGAGGACUUCACCCUGGGCCUCCCCAGGAGAGGCCCAGGAGGCGGGGGUUGGGGUCCCGCCUACCCACUGGGAAGAGCCAAGGGCUCAAACGCCCCCAACCCAGCCCGCAAAUCUCUCCGGCGAACCCGGCCGGCCCAGACACCCUCCGCUAGCCGCCUCCGCCGGUUUAGGACUGAGCUUGUAGCGCCGCCGCCCGGCGAGGGGCGGAGUUGCCACCACGUCUGCGCAGGCGAGCUGCAGGCUGGCCCGCGGCAUUCUGGGAGUUUUAGUCCUGACGCUUCGGGACCGCCCAUAGGUAUUGCCCCUGACCGCGCAAUGAGGACGCCGCUUCCCCGCAGUCGCCUCCCAAGUUCGCGGAACGCAGCGUACCGGCUCCCUCUGGACUGGCCCCCCAGCCCGGAUCCUCUGACUUCUCUCUGGUACCGCCGUUCCGUUUUCUUACCUUCUUACCUCGUCUCUAUCACCGAGGCGCGUCCUCUGGCCCAGGGCCUCAGUCCUGAACACUAAGACUGGGCAGAUUCCCGACUGAUUUCUGAACCUAGACGCCUUCCAAGGGUCCCCCUCGCCACACCCUCUAGUUUAUCAACUCAUCUUACGAACUGUGAUUUCUCUCCCCAUCUCUAGCUCCGGGUACUUCCCUAGUAGACUCCUUUCCCUCGCCGGUGUAGCAUUCCAGCCAGAAGGAGUGCCGGUCCCGGUGCUCCAUUCCCAGGGACAGACCCUCAGGGGGAGUCCCUAGGGCCCCUGGGGCUCCAGCUGUCCCCCCUCUUCCUUAAAGCCCAGCUUGGAGGAUAGGGACACACUUAAAACGGAAGAGGAAUGGUCUCCGGGACAGUCAAAGGUUCAACAGCAGGAAGUUCUUAAGAAAUCACUUACAGAUGGGGAGGGUCUUUGGAAGCCAUCUGGCCAGGGCCCAUUCGUCUUUGGCCCUGCUCUGCAGUCUCAAAGAUGGGUUUAAACUUCCAGCUUGGUUUUGUUACGAGGAAAACAGCUGGGAUGUGGAGAAAGACCAAAUCUUUUUUUAAUAUUUAAUUUUUAUGGGUACAUAGUAGGUGUAUAUCUUUAUGGAGUACAUGAGAUAUUUUGAUA